Molecule: messenger RNA, 900 nt
Organism: Podarcis muralis (Common wall lizard)
Lineage: Eukaryota; Metazoa; Chordata; Lepidosauria; Squamata; Lacertidae
Source: RefSeq, a predicted model, not a curated record
UAUUCCCUCGCAAAGAGGCGCGAGAGGCGUAGGGCCGCCAGAGGGCGCGCCGUCGCCCUUCCUUUUAACCUCUUUUAGCGACGCCGAUUUGCAGCAGAAAGAAACUUUCCGGCUGGAUCAGCUCCGUCCUCCGUUGGAAACGGAGAACUGGGUGCGCGGCUGCAGAUUUGCUGCGCGUUGCGGCGGCGGCGGCGGCUGCUUCUUCCUUGGGCGCCGUCGUGAUGGUUUGCUGCUUUCCCCCCAGAUGAGAUCUUUGGCCUGAUCCGGAUUCUUGAUUGAUUUCUUUUUCAGUGGGGCUUCCCAGAACUGCACUUUGCCGGCCUCUCCUCCGAAGGCAGCUGCUCCUCUCUGUCUCUCUCUAGGAUCCUGCCAGCUGCAGAGAAGAUGAAGCCCUCCUGGGUGCCCUGGCUCUGGAUCCCCCCAGUGGCGCUCCUGGACUUCUUCACCCUCCGCCUGGCCUGGCAUCUGCUGAGGCUUCCCCAGUGGAGCCCCCUGGUGGCGUCCUGGGCCGCUGCCCUGGCGCGGUGCCUGCUGCUGACCCUCUCGGCUUGUGCCGCCACCUGCUGUGGGGGUCCCGGGGUCCAAGACAGCCUCUUGCCUGCAGCGCUCCUCCUCAGCUUCCUGGUCCCCUGCUACACAACCCUGCAACACCUGUUUCUGUCUGAAGGGGUCGCCCUAGAGCUAGCGCACGACUGGGCCCGGGCAGAUGUGUUUGCCCUCAGCUAUGUUGUUGUGGGGGCAUCGGCCCUGUUGUGGCACCACCUCGCCCCCCACAGGAAGGGGGAGGUGGAGACGAAAUCUUCUGCGUCCUUUUGGCGCCUUGUCGCCACCAUGAGGCCAAAUGUGCUUAGGUUCGUAGCCAUCGCUGUGCUGCUGGUGGUCUCGUCCUUAGGUAAGUGA